UGAAUUUCCUUCGGCGUAGUGUGGGAGUGCUUUCAGCAUUGGCCUUCAACAUAGCGACGUUUGUUGCGCUUACAAUGAUGUCAGAAAGACUGCUUUUGUCGAGAGUGCUGCGCCAGUUGCUGCGGAACGUUACGAUGCGUCGACGCUUGUGCAACUCAGCGCCGCGCGAACUCGAUUCCGGCGUUAAGGAGAGAAUUUCCCGAGGCCCUUCGCUCGAGCACUUCAUCGCUAACUCUGCAAAUAGCCUUGCCGAAGCUGAACCGCCACGCUCGACUGAAAAGUUCCAACAUCCCUACGUAGCGAAUAAUGAUGUCCAGGCACAAGGGAAGAGAGUACACUUCGAGACGUAUGGGUGUCAGAUGAAUGUCAAUGACACUGAAGUGGCCUGGUCCCUGUUGAGGGAUGCUGGUUUUGUGAGGACCAACUCUGCAAGUGAGGCUGAUGUCGUGCUCAUAAUGACUUGUGCCAUACGAGAGGGUGCCGAAGGAAAGAUCUGGUCGAGAAUCAAUCAAUUAAAGCACUUGAAGAGGCUGCGCCAUGCCGCUCAACAUGGGCCCUUGCAGAUCGGAAUAUUGGGAUGCAUGGCUGAGAGGCUUAAAGAGAAACUUAUAGAGAAAGAGAAAGCAGUGGACAUAGUUGCGGGCCCAGACAGCUACAGAGACUUACCACGUCUCCUGGCCCUCGCCAAUUCAGGACAAGCUGGUGUGAAUGUCCAGCUCUCUUUGGAUGAAACCUAUGCAGAUGUAGUCCCUGUUCGUCUGAAUGAGAAUUCGAAAUCUGCAUUUGUGUCCAUCAUGCGUGGCUGCAACAACAUGUGCUCCUAUUGCAUUGUUCCAUUCACACGUGGUCGAGAGAGAAGUCGCCCACUGGCAAGCAUCUUGGAUGAAGUGAAAGCCCUAUCGGAUCAGGGCGUUAAAGAGGUCACCUUGCUGGGGCAGAAUGUUAACAGCUACCGGGACAUCUCAGCUGAAAGCCAGGCCUUUAUUGAGCGCAGCAAAGAUGGUCCGGAAAUCUUGAGUCGAGGUUUCCGCACCGUCUACAAGUUGCCUGUUGGCGGUCUGCGAUUCGCUGAUCUCUUAGACAGGGUCUCGCAGGUGGACAGAGAGAUGCGCAUUCGCUUCACCUCACCCCACCCGAAAGAUUUUCCAGAUGAGGUGCUGGAAGUGAUUAGGGACCGGGACAACAUCUGCAAGCAAAUCCACCUGCCUGCGCAGAGUGGGAACAAUGCUAUUCUUGAAAGCAUGCGCCGAGGCUACACACGCGAAGCAUACCUGGAGCUCGUGGACCGGAUACGUGACGUUCUACCAAAUGUGGCCUUGUCUAGCGACUUCAUAUGUGGCUUCUGUGGCGAGACUGAAGCCGCCCACGAGGAUACCAUGUCUCUGGUAGAUCAAGUGAAGUACAGCGUAGCCUACGUGUUUCCUUACAGUCUCAGAGAAAAAACACACGCACAUCGUCGUCUCGAAGACAAUGUCCCACUCGAUGUCAAGAAACGCAGAGUUGGAGAAGUGUUGUCCCUCUUUCGUCGUCAUGCUAAAGAGCUCUUCGACCAACAAAGUUCGUCGCAUCAGCUUGUUCUGGUUGAAGGAAGUAGUCGCCGUUCGCCAGAGGACAUGGCCGGCAGAAAUGACAACAACGUAAAGGUCGUAUUCCCGAAGAUUCUCGUCCCAGAACAACCAUCGUCUUCAGUGAAAAAGCAGAUUCAACCGGGCGAUUAUGUAGUUGUUCAGAUUCAAGAUUGCUCGAGCCAGGUGCUCAAAGGCAUGCCAUUGUAUGCCACUUCUCUGCAAGAAUUUAUGGCUGAAGAACGGGAACAGGUGCGCUUGAGGCAUGUAUAGUCGGUCUAUCUUUCUCACUGGAAUAAAAUAUGUGCUAUCAGGUUUUCUAUUGGCAAUAUAAUGAAGC
Molecule: messenger RNA, 1905 nt
Organism: Rhipicephalus microplus (southern cattle tick)
Lineage: Eukaryota; Metazoa; Arthropoda; Arachnida; Ixodida; Ixodidae
Product: mitochondrial tRNA methylthiotransferase CDK5RAP1-like
Biological process (GO): tRNA modification; negative regulation of cyclin-dependent protein serine/threonine kinase activity
Cellular component (GO): cytosol; mitochondrion
Molecular function (GO): 4 iron, 4 sulfur cluster binding; tRNA-2-methylthio-N(6)-dimethylallyladenosine(37) synthase activity
Source: RefSeq, a predicted model, not a curated record